Messenger RNA from Engraulis encrasicolus (European anchovy), 887 nucleotides. RefSeq names its product vitelline membrane outer layer protein 1-like. Lineage: Eukaryota; Metazoa; Chordata; Actinopteri; Clupeiformes; Engraulidae. The transcript has 4 exons. The record is from RefSeq and is a predicted model, not a curated record. Bases 130 to 684 code for a protein of 184 amino acids.
CACAAGAGAUAUAAAGGUAAUGGUGCUGCCAACUCUGGUCAAAGCUCUGAAGAAGUUGAAGAGGACUCAUCAUUCAACAGUCAUAGUUUGCUUGUGGAGGACGGUUCAUCUUUUGCUAGCUGAGGGAGGAUGUCACUCCUUUUCGUUCUGCUGGUGAUUGUCCCAUUGGCCUUUCCUCCUGUGGGGUCAAUAUCUGUGUCCAAUGGGGGCAGAUGGGGCAGUUGGGGCAGGAUGGUCUCAUGUCCCAGUGGCUACCGGGCAUUUGGCUUCAGUCUGAAGGUGGAGGGCAGACAGGGAGGAGGAGAUGAUACGGCACUCAAUGGCAUCAGACUUCUCUGCAGACACGUGAACAACUACAGCGCCCGGCGCAUCAUCGCAUCGUCUGAAGGACGAUGGGGACGCUGGACAUCUUACCGGACUUGUGGCUGUGCCGGAUACCUCCGCUCCUUCAGGCUCCGCGUCGAACGUCCCCAAGGAUGGGGGGACGACACCGCUGCCAAUAACAUCAUGUUCCGCUGCACCGACGGCAGACUCCUGACUGGUGCUGGGCUCACCUGGGGCAGUUGGGGCGGUUGGAGCAGCUCAUGUACCAGGGGCAUCUGUGGCAUCCGGACCAAGAUAGAGCGACCACAGGGCUGGGGGGAUGACACGGCUCUCAAUAACGUCAUAUUCAGAUGCUGUUAAUUAAUUCAUAUGCAGUGGUGUCGUGCUCACUGUUGACCAUAAUGUGAGCUCUACAUACGAAUAAAGAGUCUGAAGCAUUACUCAAUGAGUUGUAUUUAUAUGAAAAGCACACGCACACGCACACACACACACACACACAAUCUCUACUCCCCUUCAUAGUGCCUUUGUCUUUAUUUAGCAAAAAGUAGAUUUGCCUUACUUAC